This is a messenger RNA of Oldenlandia corymbosa var. corymbosa, 3228 nucleotides long. Lineage: Eukaryota; Viridiplantae; Streptophyta; Magnoliopsida; Gentianales; Rubiaceae. The record is from the annotation of a GenBank genome assembly.
AUGGCUGCCGAAAAGCUCAGAGAUUUGAGUCAGCCGAUUGAUGUUCCUUUACUCGACGCCACUGUUGCUGCCUUCUAUGGCACCGGAUCUAAGGAAGAGAGAGCUGCCGCAGAUCAUAUUUUGCGGGACUUGCAAAACAAUCCUGAUAUGUGGCUUCAAGUGGUUCACAUCCUGUCGAGCACUAAAGAGUUGAAUACAAAAUUUUUCGCUUUGCAGGUCCUGGAAGGUGUCAUUAAAUACAGAUGGAAUGCCUUGCCUGUUGAGCAACGAGAUGGGAUGAAAAACUACAUUUCUGAUGUUAUUGUAACGCUCUCAAGUGAUGAGGCCUCAUUUCGAUCUGAAAGACUCUAUGUCAACAAAUUGAACAUUAUAUUGGUUCAGAUUUUGAAGCAUGAGUGGCCAGCUCGGUGGCGAAGUUUCAUCCCUGAUUUAGUUGCUGCUGCAAAAACGAGUGUCACUAUUUGUGAAAAUUGCAUGGCUAUAUUGAAGCUUUUAAGCGAAGAGGUCUUUGAUUUCUCAAGGGGCGAAAUGACUCAGCAGAAGAUCAAAGAACUUAAACAAUCUUUGAACAGCGAAUUCCAACUUAUUCACGAGCUAUGCUUGUAUGUUCUUUCUGCAUCUCAAAGAGUUGAACUCAUCAGAGCUACAUUGGCCACAUUGCAUGCCUUUCUUUCAUGGAUUCCGCUGGGCUAUAUAUUUGUGUCACCAUUGUUGGAAACACUUCUCAAAUUCUUUCCUGUGCCUGAUUAUCGUAAUCUUGCCCUCCAAUGUUUGACUGAGGUUGCUGCCCUAAAUUUUGGUGAUGUUUACGACGCACAAUAUGUUGAGAUGUACAACGUAUUCGUUGGCCAACUGCAGACCAUUCUGCCGCUGAACAUAAAUAUACCCGAAGCUUAUGCAAUUGGUAGCACUGAGGAUCAGGCUUUUAUUCAGAAUUUGGCAAUGUUUUUCACAUCAUUCUUCAAGUUUCAUAUCCGGGUCUUAGAGCCAGAAAACGUCGGUUCUUUGUUACUUGGACUUGAAUAUCUCAUUAAUAUCUCAUACGUGGAUGACACAGAAGUUUUUAAGGUUUGUUUAGAUUACUGGAACUCAUUAGUUUUGGAGCUGUUUGAGGCACACCACAACUCGGACAAUCCAGCUGUAACUGCUACUAUGAUGGGACUGCAGAUGCCAAUGAUUCCGGGGGUAAUUGAUGGCCUCGGAACGCAGUUGAUUCAGAAGAGACGACAGCUUUAUGCUGAGCCGAUGUCAAAGUUGAGGUCACUCAUGAUAUCUAGAAUGGCUAAACCUGAGGAGGUUUUGAUCGUAGAAGAUGAGAAUGGAAAUAUUGUUCGUGAAACCAUGAAGGACAAUGAUGUUCUUGUGCAAUACAAGAGCAUGCGAGAGACACUGAUAUAUUUAUCUCAUCUUGAUCACGAAGACACUGAAAAGCAGAUGUUAAAAAAGUUGAGUAAGCAGCUCAAUGGUGAUGACUGGACGUGGAACAACCUUAAUACUUUAUGCUGGGCCAUAGGAUCUAUAUCUGGAUCAAUGUUGGAGGAGCAGGAAAAUCGGUUUCUUGUGAUGGUGAUUCGUGACUUGUUAAACCUUUGUGAAAUUACGAAAGGCAAAGACAACAAAGCUGUGAUUGCCAGUAACAUAAUGUACGUAGUUGGUCAAUAUCCAAGAUUCUUGAGGGCUCAUUGGAAGUUUUUGAAAACAGUUGUAAAUAAGUUAUUUGAGUUCAUGCACGAGACACAUCCUGGAGUUCAGGACAUGGCCUGUGACACUUUCUUGAAAAUUGUUCAGAAAUGCAAGAGAAAAUUUGUCAUUGUGCAACUUGGAGAAAGCGAACCUUUUGUGUCUGAACUUUUGACUACACUUCCAACAACAAUUGUCGAUCUUGAGCCACAUCAAAUUCAUACAUUUUAUGAAUCUGUUGGUCACAUGAUUCAAGCUGAACCCGACCCUCAGAAAAGGGAUGAAUAUUUGCAGCGAUUGAUGGAGCUUCCUAAUCAAAAAUGGAAUGAAAUCAUAGGGCAAGCCCGUCAUAGUGUAGAUUUCUUGAAAGAUCAAGGGGUUAUAAAGGCGGUGCUCAAUAUUUUGCAGACAAAUACCAGUGUUGCCAGCUCGCUUGGGACGUAUUUCUUGUCUCAGAUUUCUCUAAUCUAUCUGGACAUGCUCAAUGUGUAUAGAAUGUAUAGUGAGCUCAUAUCUACCAGCAUUGCACAAGGAGGGCCUUAUGCUUCCAAGACAUCUAUUGUGAAACUUCUGCGAUCAGUAAAGAGGGAAACACUUAAACUCAUUGAGACCUUUUUAGAUAAGGCUGAAGAUCAGCCACAGAUCGGAAAGCAAUUUGUUCCCCCAAUGAUGGACCCUAUACUAGGUGACUAUGCCCGGAAUCUGCCUGAUGCUAGAGAGUCAGAAGUUCUCUCUCUUUUUGCUACAAUCAUUAACAAGUACAAAGGUGCAAUGAUAGAAGAUGUUCCUCGGAUAUUCGAAGCGGUUUUCCAGUGUACCCUGGAGAUGAUUACUAAGAACUUUGAAGAUUAUCCCGAACAUCGCCUCAAGUUUUUCUCGUUGCUUCGUGCCAUUGCUACGCACUGUUUUCAUGCUCUGAUUCGUUUGUCAAGUGAGCAACUUAAACUUGUAAUGGAUUCUAUUAUUUGGGCCUUCCGUCAUACUGAAAGGAAUAUUGCUGAAACUGGAUUGAUUCUUCUAUUAGAGAUGCUCAAGAACUUCCAGGCCUCUGAGUUCUGCAAUCAAUUCUACCGUAUAUAUUUUUUGAUGAUUGAGCAAGAGAUAUUUGCGGUUUUAACUGACACAUUUCAUAAGCCUGGGUUCAAAUUACAUGUUUUAGUUCUGCAGCAUCUGUUUUGUCUGGUAGAGUCAGGUUUGUUAACAGAGCCUUUGUGGGACGCCUCCACAGUUUCUUACCCGUAUUCAAAUAAUGGAAUGUUUGUGCGUGAAUAUACCAUUAAACUUUUGAGUUCAUCGUUUCCAAACAUGACUGCAGCAGAGGUUGCACAAUUUGUGAACGGGCUUUUUGAAUCUAGGACUGAACUCUCCAAAUUUAAGCACCACAUAAGAGACUUCCUUGUGCAAUCAAAAGAAUUUUCUGCUCAGGACAACAAGGAUCUUUAUGCGGAAGAAGCUGCUGUGCAACUAGAAAAGGAGAGACAGCGGAUGAGGUCCAUUCCAGGGUUGAUUGCACCAAAUGAGAUCCAAGACGAGAUGGUGGACUCAUAG